Mobula hypostoma (lesser devil ray) is the source of this 3998-nucleotide messenger RNA. It is a transcript of the gene selenok, whose product is annotated as selenoprotein K. The transcript is spliced from 5 exons. Gene Ontology annotation, cellular component: endoplasmic reticulum membrane; Golgi apparatus. Gene Ontology annotation, biological process: endoplasmic reticulum calcium ion homeostasis; calcium ion transport. The record is from RefSeq and is a predicted model, not a curated record. Lineage: Eukaryota; Metazoa; Chordata; Chondrichthyes; Myliobatiformes; Myliobatidae.
CUUAUAGAAGAAAAGUCUUGACUUACAAUCAAAACUGAGUGUGUUCAGUGCUUGACAGAUGCUAGCAAAGGCCUGGGUUCCAGUCAGAACACUAAAGAAUCACUGCCUGAUGGGCAGGUUGAAGCAAGCAUAUCGAUGCCAGGAAGAUGAUGGUCAAGUUGUGGAUAACAGGAGUCAAGCACCAUGGAGCUUAUCAUCAAUUGUUCAGUUUUUCUGGGGAAUAGUGGAGUUUAUUGCAUUUUUCUUUCGAACAUUGUUCAAUCCAUCUGGAACUGACUACAAAACAUCUAGAAGUCAGACGUCCUGGGGUAGACCAGAUGAUGGAAGAGGGCCGCCUGGAGCUCCACGGAGAAGAAUGGGUCGAAUAAAUCAUGGAGGAGGUCCGGCACCACCUCCAAUGUCUGGAGGAUGAGGAAGGUAAAUGCCUGCUUUCCAAAGCAGGCACCGGCUCAUGCAUUCACCGUGAUGUGAGAAGAUUGGAAGAAACUGGAACUGUCAAGUUUUACUAAUAUGAAGGGGUGAAUGCACUCGUCCAUGCAGAAGUGUUGCCCUCUGUUAAAUGCAGCGGAUAAUGAUGUUGUGCCAGGAAUACCUGAAUUCAAAGGUUCUGGCACAAUGGAAAUGCAACUGCAUGGUAUCUCAAAAAAGAUUUCAAGUAUUUUCAGACUUGUAUUUGAAUUGUCUUAUAUUGAACUGAACUGCUGUUCUUUGUCUUUCCAUUAAUAAAGUAUUUAAAGUGUUGGCCUACAAUAGUGUGCUAAAGAUUAAUACAUUAAUAUUUUUAUUAGCUACACUUGUGAAACCUGUUAUGCUCAAUAGCCUCCCUAAAGAAAAGGCAGAUAAAUUCCCAUAAGUAAAAUACAACUGCCUAACAAUUAAUGUAGUUUAACAAAAAAUAAACACCAGAAUGUACGCAUGUACAUACGAGUGUGUAUAUAUAGGAGAUACAAUUGAAACGCAAAUGCACUUACCAUAUAUCACUUCCAGGACUACCAACUCUUAUAGUGCAUACACGUUUCUGUGGUGUUUCACAGACAGCAACGCAAGCCCUUUGUCCCACAAGAACAGAAGAAAUUAUGAACAGGAAUAGGCCACCAGGUACCUCAAGCCUGCACUGCUAGUCAUUAUAUUAAUGGCUUUUCUAUGCUGGCAUCAACUCCCCUUUUGUGCCAGUUCUCUAAUGUUAUUUACCUGUGUAAAAAUAUGUUUAAUGAACUGCUUCCACCAUCCUCUAGCUGAGAAUUCCAAAGAUUCACUAUCCUGAGGAAAGAAAUUCUAUGUAUCUCAAUUUUAAAUGACCAGCUCCUUGUUUGCCACUCCCCCACUAAUGGAAACAUCUCAACAGCUACCCAAUGAAAUGUUCUCAUCUUUGAAUAAGAUAGCACCUCAAAUCUCAAAGAGUACAGACCUAAACUAUCCAGUGUCUCUGUGUUGGAUAUCCCAGGAAUUAGCCUGAUGAAUCUCCUUCAAAUUUCUUCUAGUAAUACUAUAUCCUUUCUCAAAAUAACUGCACAAUAUUCCAGGAGUGGCUUCAUCUACAUCUUGUACAACUUAAAGCCCAACUCUGCUAUUUAGCUUAUUAUCUACUGAUUAGGCCUGCUUGCAGAUAUUUAGAUUCAUACACACUAGAACAGAUAUAUUUCUGGACUUUACACUUGUGCACUCUGCCUUUUCAAUAAUGACCUGCUUUUUGAUUUCUAUUACCAAAGUCCUUGACCUCCCAAUUCCCACAUUAAACAUCAUUUGCCAGGUAUUUCUGUAACCUAUUGCUCAGUCACAGUGUCCUCAUCAUAACAUGUCCAUAAGACCUAGGAGCAGAAUUAGGCCAUUCCAUCAUGGUUGAUGUAUUAUCCCUCUCAAUCUCAUUUUCCUGCCUUUUCCCUGUAAUCUCUGAUGCCCUGAUUAAUCAAGGACUGAUCAACCUCAGUCUUAAGUAUAUCCAAUGACUUGACCUGAACAGCAUCUGUGGCAAAGAAUUCCACAGAUUCAGCACCCUAUGGCUCAAGAAAUUUUUCGUCAUCUGUUCUAAAUGGAUAUCCCUCAAUUCUGAGGCUGUGUCCUCUGGUCCUAGUCUCACCCACUAUAGGAAAAAUCCUCUCCACAUAUACUCUAUCCAGACCCUUCAAUAUUUGAUAGGUUCAAAUGAGAUUCUCCCCCCACCGCCCCACCAUUCUUCUAAACUCCAACAAGUACAUGCCCAGAGCCAUCAAACAUUCCUCAUACAUUAACCCUUUCAUUCCUGGGAUCAUGCUCGUGAACCUCCUCUGGACUCUCCGGAAUGCCAGCAUAUACUUUUUUAGAUAAUGGACCCAAAACUGCUCACAAUACUCAAGUUCAGUCUGACCAAUGCCUUAUAAAGGUUCAGUACUAUCCUUGCUUUUAUAUUCUAGUCCUCUCAAAAUGAAUGCUAACAUUGCAUUUGCCUUCCUUACCACCAAAUCAACCUGCAAGUUAGCCUUUAGGGAAUCCUGCAUGAGAACUCCCAAGUCUUGCGGCAUCUCCGAGUUUUGAAUUUCUCCCUGCUUAGAAAAUAGUAUGGGCCUUUUAUCCUCCUGUCAAAGCACAUGACCGUGCACUUCCCUACAUUAUAUUCCAUCUGCCACUUCUUUGCCCAUUCCCCCAAUCUAUCUAAAUCCUGCAGACGCACUGCUUCCUCAAAACUGCCUGCCUCUCCAUUUAGCUUCAUUAUCGUCCGCAAACUUGGCCAUAAAGCCAUCAAUUCCUUCAUCAAAAUCAUUGGCAUACAGCACAAAAAGAAGUCUUCCCAACACAAACCCCUGCAACACACCACUAGUCACCAGCGCCUAACCAGAAAAGGGCCCCAUACUUGAAAUUAGCCCAGAAUAGGCAGUUCCGGCCCUUCAGCCAUGCCACCCAGCGACCCCCAAUUUAACCCUAGCCUUACACAGGACGAUUUACAUUGACCAAUUAACCUACCCUCCAGUACAUCUUUGGACUGUGGGAGGAAACCCACGCAGUCAAGGGGAGAACGUACAAAUUCCUUACAAGCCUCAGUGGGAGUUGAACCCACAUCACUGGUACUGUAAAGUGUUGUGCUAACCACUAUGCUACCAUGCUAUUCCUGGUAUUGUUUGAAUAAGCUAUUUGAAUAUCAACUAUUGUUCAUUGACUGACUUGUCAUUAUUUUCCCAGCCCACCUUAGACAAAUCCACCUUCAUACCAUUCUAGUUUCCCUUAUCUAAAUUAAAGAUAGUGGUUUUGGUUCUUGGUGUUCUCCCUCAGGUUACAUCUUAAUUAUUACAGUUGUGGUCAUUACUUCCUAGCUGUGGAUAACCUAUUAGAUCUCUUAUUAAUCCUUAUUCACUGCACAUGUUCAAAUCUAAAGUAGCUUAUUCCUGGGAAGAUUUCAUAACACACUGCUCAAAAAGGAAUCCCUAACACUGUACACAAAAUCUUCCAUGAUUCUCUUGCCAGUACGAUUCAUUCAAAUAAUAUGCACAUUAAAAUUUCACAUAACAAUUGCAAUUCUUUUUCCCCCAUUUAUGCUCUGCCCGAUCAAGAGGUUACAUUUUGAGGGCUCACAAAGUAUUCCCACCUGAUUGUUCUUUUCUCUGCUAUUCAUGGGUUCAACCCAAACCAAUUUUACAUUAUUAUCCACUGCCUCUAUAUCACAACUCAACACACACAAAAUACUGGAGGAACUCAGCAGGCCAGACAGCAUCUAUGGAAAAAAGUACAGUUGACAUUUCAGGCCAAGACCUUUUAGCAGGUUGCUUGGAUUUCCAGCAUCUGCAGAUUUUCGCGUGUUUGCGAUGUCACAACUCAAUUUAUUUUGAUACCUUCCUUGAUUAACAACAAUAUCCUGUCACCUUUUCCUUUGGUCUGUUACUUUGGAACACUGUAUAACUUGGAAUAUUGAGUAUCUAUUUUUGGUAACUGUGCAACCAAGUCUCUGCAAAACCUUUUAGAUCAUACUGUAAACUAUCUUACUGCAAAUCUGCUUGUAUUCAAAUAAAAACCAUUAAGCUGACUUUAGA